UUAUUUAUUCAUCGUUAAUCGUUAUACCGGUAACGUUUUGACUUGCCGACUACGUCUCAAUAAUGACAUUUCGUGGCUAUUCGUAGGUACUCGAUACAUAAACACAUCAAAUCAUAUUAAUUUUAAUUGGCUACUGCAGCUGUCUGUUGUGUACAACCGUAAUAUUAUUAUCGUCGUGGCUCUGAAGUGGUUACACGCCGCGUCGCUUUUGAAAAUGUUUUUUGACCAAUCUUGGGACCGUUAACGUCAUUAUUAUUAAAAUUUAAUACAAUCCGUUUGACGAUUUGAACAAUUUCACUACGACCAUGGGCUUUUCAUCGACGUCUUGACCAAGUCUUUUCAAACCGAAAAUGACGAGUUCCCUGCACGUCGUCAUAACAUGCGUGAAGUUGCUCCUGUUGCCAUCUUAGUGAGUGAAGGUCCUCCGACGUCGGGGAUCGUCAUUGUUAUUCGCCGUCUUAAGUCUAUUUACAUUUUUCGACCGAUUUCGAAGUGCAUCGCAACUGGCUGGCCACUACGUACAGUUUACCUAUAUCACAGUGGUAUUCAGCUAACCAUUCAGAAUGGACAAUCGACUAUCCGCCACUUUUUGCGUGGUUCGAAUACUUCUUGGCUCAAAUUGCUGCCUUUGUUGAUAUUGACAUGUUAUCGAUACACAAUCGUAAUUACUCGUCAAACGCCACCGUAUUCUUUCAGCGACUUAGCGUCAUCAUUACUGAUUUCGUUUUUUAUUAUGGAUCUCGGAAAUGUGCUCAGUCAAUUGCAUUACUUGUGAAAUCACCCAAAAUUAAAAAGAAAAAACAUAUGGAUGAAAGUAACAUUUCUGUUUUUGUCAUUGAACUGUUGUUAAUAGCCAAUGUGACAUUAUUGCUUAUCGACCAAAUACACUUUCAGUACAAUGGCUUCCUUUUCGGAAUCCUACUUGUAUCAAUAUCACACAUUUUAAAGGGUGAAAACUAUCGAGGUGCAUUUUGGUUUACAGUUCUAUUGAAUUUCAAGCAUAUUUAUUUAUACUUGGCUCCAGCAUAUUUUGUAUAUUUGUUAAAACACUUUUGUUUUAGAAAAAAUAUACAAUUUGCAAUGAAAAGACUUAUAAAAUUAGGUUUAAUUGUUCUCGGUGUAUCUAGUAUAUCAUUUGGACCUUUUGUAUUCAAUGGUCAAAUUGUACAGGUUUUUAAACAGUUAUUUCCAUUCAAACGAGGUUUAUCACAUGCCUAUUGGGCACCAAACUUUUGGGCCCUUUAUAAUGCAGCUGAUAUUGGUGCUAAAAUUACAUAUAAAGAUUAUGAUUUAAUACAAAAUAAUAAUUCAACAUCAAUGACGAGAGGCUUAGUUCAAGAAUUUGAACACACUGUUUUGCCAUCGAUUACUCCUCAGAUUACUUUUAUUUUAACAAUAAUUUUUAUGUUGCCAUGUUUAUAUAAACUUUGGAAAUCCAAUAGAAAUCCUAUUGAUUUUGUUCGAUGCCUUAUAUUAUGUGGUUUGACUUCAUUUAUGUUUGGUUGGCAUGUUCACGAGAAAGCUUUACUGCUAGCCGUCAUACCAUUAACAUUAUUAGUAUUCACCUCUACAAAUGACUGUUCCAUGUUUACAAUGUUAUCAACUAUCUCUACAUAUUCUGUUUUUCCAUUGUUGUUUAAGCCAUUUGAAUUCAUUACUAAAUCACUACUACUUUUAGUUAAUGUUUCAUUUUUGUAUAAUACUGGUAAAUUUAAAUCAUUGAAUCGUUUAGAAAAAUUGUAUUUAAUAAGUCUAGGGCCAUUGUUGUUAUUGACCGAGGUUGGAUGGAUGGUUUUAAGGUUUGAUCAAAGAUAUCCAUUUCUACCACUGAUGCUUACUUCAUUCCAUAAUAGUAUAGGUGUUUUUUAUUGUUGGAUAAAAUACUACUUAUAUUACAUUAGCCAAUAAAUUAUAUAAUUUUAUGAAAUUACACAUAAAAGUAUACAACUGUAAAGAAGAAGGGCAUUUUAAAAUUAAGGAUCUAUUAAUAUUUGCUUAAAAAACAUUUUCAUAAUUUUUAUUACUAUCACUACAUAGUACAAAUAUGCUGUAUUGAGUUAAUUAUAUACCUACCUGGCUACCUAGCGAAAAUUAUAUUUAUACAUACUUGUUGAAUUAUUGCACUAAAUUACCUAAAUCCGUGUUAAUUAUUUCUCUAUUCUAUCAAAUUAUGCAAGCAUAUAAAUAAAUCAAAAAAAUACUUGUUCUUUAGAAUGUUUUACUAUUUAGUUUGUUAAUAAACGAGUACUAAUUUUUUAAAUAUUAAAUGUAUGCACCAAGCUUUGUGUAUUGUAUGUAUUGUAAUUGUAUACAUUUGUGACAUUCGUAGGUAUAUUGUGAAUAUUACUAGAUUUUCAUUUAUGAUUUUUUUAUAUUUUACAUAUUAUAUACAUAUAAAGUA
This is a messenger RNA of Acyrthosiphon pisum (pea aphid), 2401 nucleotides long. RefSeq names its product ALG6/ALG8 family glucosyltransferase xit (gene xit). Gene Ontology annotation, cellular component: endoplasmic reticulum membrane. Gene Ontology annotation, biological process: dolichol-linked oligosaccharide biosynthetic process; protein N-linked glycosylation. NCBI's taxonomy places the organism in Eukaryota, Metazoa, Arthropoda, Insecta, Hemiptera, Aphididae. The record is from RefSeq and is a predicted model, not a curated record. The transcript has 8 exons. Bases 643 to 1908 code for a protein of 421 amino acids. Gene Ontology annotation, molecular function: dolichyl pyrophosphate Glc1Man9GlcNAc2 alpha-1,3-glucosyltransferase activity.